Messenger RNA from Impatiens glandulifera, 1818 nucleotides. RefSeq lists its product as uncharacterized. The record is from RefSeq and is a predicted model, not a curated record. The transcript has 6 exons. Gene Ontology annotation, molecular function: RNA binding. Bases 194 to 1699 code for a protein of 501 amino acids. NCBI's taxonomy places the organism in Eukaryota, Viridiplantae, Streptophyta, Magnoliopsida, Ericales, Balsaminaceae.
AUGUUCUUCAAAUCUGUUAAUCUCGUGACCGCCUACCACCGCUCUGUGCCGACCGCCGACCUGUUCCGACCGCCGCCCUGUCCCGACCGACGCCGUACCUCGGCCAAAUGCUUUUGUGUGCCGUACACUGUACAGUCUUCAGGUAAUUGGAAAAGAACAAUUAGUUCAGUGUAAAAUCAUCCAGCUGAAGAAAAUGGUUCAAAGGCGUCUCCUUUGCGCCAAUUUCACUCUGAACCACCAAAAAUGGCCCUUGAAUUCAAAUAUUACUAUAGGUGCUGUCUCCACGACACUGCAAAAGAUGGGUUUCUCAAUUUUCUCUUCACCCUAUCAAGUGGCACAUUAUUCUUCUCCUUCUCGUACUUCCUCUUCACAGAAUUCUGAUGAUAAUGAUGUGGUUGAGUUACUUAGGUCUCAAUUUGACCAUUGGAAGAAUGCAUUCAAGAAUUCAUGCGAAAAUAUUGAGGAAGUUUUACUCAAACCAUUCAGGAGGUUUCCCUUAGGAAGAUGUAAUGGCGACUAUGAUAACAUACUAUGCUUGAACAUGAAUAUCUGCUGCGAGAAUAGAGUGCAAGAGGUUUCUCCUUCCGUAGGCACAUUAUGGACUCAUGCAAGUAACCUUUUAAAUCCAGUUGAUCAAAAUGUGGAUCAAUCAGUCCAUGCUGAAGGUGGUGGUGUAGAAGGUGAAGAAGAUGUUCAAACUGUAAAAAAGAAGAGGAAGAAACUCAAGGGAAAAAGAGCAGUUGUAAGGUUUUUGAAAUUUCUAAGGUGGAAGAAAAAGAGAGAUUACGCGAGAAUGACCGAAGAAGAAAAAAUCUUAUUCAAGUUAACUAAGGCUCGAAAGAAAGAAGAGAGAAUCGUUGAAGCUCUAAGUAAGAUUGUUCCGAAAGAAUCAUCAAACACAGCACAUGAUCCAGAGAUAUUGACGCCAGAAGAGCACUUUUAUUUCUUGAAAAUGGGAAUUAAGAGUAAGAAUUAUGUCCCGGUUGGGCGAAGAGGGAUUUAUCAAGGUGUGAUCUUGAAUAUGCAUUUGCACUGGAAGAAACAUCAAACACUAAAGGUAAUUGUAAAGACAUUCACUCCAGAUGAAGUGAAGGAGGUUGCUUCAGAGCUGGCUAGAUUGAGUGGUGGAAUUGUACUCGAUAUUCAGGAUGAGGAUACUGUAAUCAUGUACAGAGGCAAGAAUUAUUCCCAACCGCCAACUGAAAUUAUGUCUCCGCGAAGCACCCUCUCGAGGAAGAAGGCAUUGGAUAAAUCAAAGUACAGGGAUGGUUUACGAGCUGUUAGGAAAUUCAUUCCAAGACUUGAACAAGACCUUGAUCUGAUGAGAUCAAGAAAUCUGAGUAAACCGGGAUUUAAUCCUAAUGAUGGUAAUCAAGAAGAGGUUAUACAAACUAAUCCCGAAGAUGUCAGAAGAAUCAUGUGUGACCUUGAUUCAGAUUCGGAAGAAGGUCUGUCGGAUAUGUUUGAGAUGGAAUCAGAAGCAGUGAAAAAUGAGGGGAAAUAUGAUCGACCACUUUACAUGGAUGAACUUGAUAAGUUCUGGGUAGAUGACAAAGAUUGUGAAGAAGAAACAGAAGAUUUAGAACAUGGUAAAUCUUCGAAAGAAGAGAAGAUUGAAGAUCUCCCGGGGCUUGAUCAGAUGUUUCUUCAGGCAGCUUCUCUAUUGAAAAAGAAAAAAGCACAUGCCAAUAAAAGAUAAUCUUGUUCUUUUCUUGUGUUAUUUGAAAUAAUUGUGACAGUAAGUUAUUUAUAUUAGAACUAUACAAAAAGACGUCUUCAAAUGUAACUCAUUUUAAAAUCGCGUUAUAUUUGCUUUGU